UCAUGGUUUCGCAAGAGCUGGGCUUCGGGUAUGCGGAUUUCCAUGCGCAUACCCUGGACGUCGGGCUGCAUGUCCAUGUCGUUUACUUGAGAGUCUCUGAGGUGAAGGAAGGAAGCGCAGGAGAACAAUACCGCCUGAUUCGUUCGAAACCAUGAUGGGAAACCAAACGGACUUCGAGACUCUGCUGUUGCUCCCGACGAGCAGCAAUCGGCCAGGUCUCGGAGCGACUAGCACAAGAGUGAGGGCGACCCUUGGUUGUGGUCAAACUCGACUCAUCAUACGUGAGCUUCAAAAUUCCAAUGCGGGGAUUCGAUACGCAGCCCCGAAAAUGAUCUGCUCAGAUCAAAUCAAAUACCAGCUCGCAAUCCAUAAAGCUAUCCAAGCCUGACCUCGUCCUCCACAACUUCGAACCGCACCAAUGACUCCUCGUCCUCAACAUCACAUCCCCUCUCUCCACCUUCUCAACACCAACCCACCCUGCCCUGUCCCCUCCGACAACCCGCAACCCCAACCGCAAUCAAAACAUGUCCUCACCUCGGCUAAAACCCAUUCCACCGACAACGAGAGUCCAGAAAAGUCUCUAGUCCGUCCCUCUCCGUUGCGCUUAAAGAGGAAGAUGAAAACGGCGAAGUAUAUGAACUUCCAAGAUUUUGAAAAGAAAGCAACGGUCGAUUUGGAUAUGAUGGUGUACUGCUUGCUAUCCGUCGACGAGGUCGAAGAAAUCGAAAUCGUCGAUAUUGGUUGGGAGGAACAUGAUGGAACUCAAGGUCGAGCGAUAGAGGUUUGUCCUCAAGAAAUCCUAUCAGAGCUUUUCGGCGCGGAAUUAUUGGUCUUAGUUGAGGGAGGAAUACAUGUAUACAUCGAUACCGAUAAAAUUUCUGAAAUGGUAUUUCGUUCGGCACAUGAGAAUUCUAAUAGCAACGUGAGUACAUCGAUCGAAGAAUUACAACAGCAUCUCAGUCCAUCACUCCCUCCCCUCACCACCCCAUAA
This is a messenger RNA of Pseudocercospora fijiensis CIRAD86, 991 nucleotides long. RefSeq lists its product as uncharacterized. The coding region runs from base 419 to 991 and encodes 190 amino acids. NCBI's taxonomy places the organism in Eukaryota, Fungi, Ascomycota, Dothideomycetes, Mycosphaerellales, Mycosphaerellaceae. The record is from RefSeq and is a predicted model, not a curated record. The transcript is spliced from 7 exons.